Messenger RNA from Impatiens glandulifera, 1556 nucleotides. Its product is annotated as 26S proteasome regulatory subunit 10B homolog A. Gene Ontology annotation, molecular function: ATP hydrolysis activity; proteasome-activating activity; ATP binding. Gene Ontology annotation, cellular component: cytosolic proteasome complex; proteasome regulatory particle, base subcomplex. Gene Ontology annotation, biological process: positive regulation of RNA polymerase II transcription preinitiation complex assembly. The record is from RefSeq and is a predicted model, not a curated record. NCBI's taxonomy places the organism in Eukaryota, Viridiplantae, Streptophyta, Magnoliopsida, Ericales, Balsaminaceae. Bases 72 to 1271 code for a protein of 399 amino acids. The transcript is spliced from 10 exons.
AUAGUUGCGUCCUGAUUCCUGAAGCACGCAAGACCACCGUCGCGAAAUCUGUUUUGUCAGAUUGGUUUCCGAUGAGCAGCGAGACAGAAGAAGCCGUUCGCCGCCGUACUUCUGUGGCAGAGUAUCGGAAGAAGCUUCUCCAGCACAAAGAACUCGAAUCCAGAGUUCGUGGAGUUCGGGACAGUGUACGAGGUGUGAAGAAGGAAUAUGCUAAAACAGAAGAUGAUUUGAAGUCUCUUCAAAGUGUUGGACAAAUAAUUGGCGAAGUCCUGAGGCCUCUUGACAAUGAAAGAUUGAUUGUCAAAGCUAGUAGUGGACCUAGGUAUGUGGUUGGUUGCCGCAGUAAAGUGGAUAAGGAAAAGUUGACUUCAGGGACUAGAGUUGUUCUUGAUAUGACUACCCUCACAAUUAUGCGAGCUCUUCCCCGUGAAGUUGAUCCUGUUGUGUACAACAUGCUUCAUGAAGAUCCUGGCAAUAUUAGCUAUUCUGCUGUUGGAGGGCUUUCUGAUCAGAUAAGAGAGCUUAGGGAAUCUAUAGAGCUGCCUCUCAUGAAUCCUGAGCUUUUUAUCAGGGUUGGUAUCAAGCCCCCAAAGGGUGUUCUUCUGUAUGGGCCUCCUGGAACAGGAAAGACAUUAUUGGCCAGAGCAAUUGCUAGUAACAUUGAUGCCAACUUUCUGAAGGUAGUAUCGAGUGCCAUAAUAGACAAGUAUAUAGGAGAGAGUGCUAGAUUGAUCCGCGAAAUGUUUAACUAUGCUCGUGAGCACCAACCUUGCAUUAUCUUCAUGGAUGAAAUUGAUGCUAUUGGUGGGCGCCGCUUUAGCGAAGGAACUAGUGCCGAUCGUGAGAUCCAAAGAACUCUUAUGGAACUGCUUAACCAGCUAGAUGGAUUUGAUCAGCUUGGCAAGGUGAAAAUGAUUAUGGCAACAAAUAGGCCUGAUGUUCUGGAUCCUGCACUUCUUCGUCCUGGUCGGUUAGAUAGGAAAAUUGAAAUUCCAUUGCCGAAUGAACAAUCGAGAUUAGAAAUCCUCAAAAUUCAUGCCGCUGGAAUAGCCAAACAUGGUGAAAUUGAUUACGAGGCAGUUGUAAAGCUUGCUGAGGGAUUCAAUGGUGCUGAUCUUCGUAACGUUUGCACUGAGGCGGGUAUGUCAGCAAUCCGUGCUGAACGCGAUUAUGUCAUACACGAAGAUUUCAUGAAGGCUGUCCGGAAACUGAACGAAGCAAAGAAACUAGAGUCCAGUGCUCAUUAUAAUGCUGAUUUUGGUAAGGACUGAAAGUAAUGGUUUCGGGCCAGGAUAGAAGACAUCUCAGUUGGUAAAACUAUUAUUAUUAUGGAAUAAUAGAGAUUUUGGCAAUUAUAAUGAGGUUAAUGAAUGACCAAGGUUCUUCUGGUUUUAGUUGUUCUCGAUUUUGAGGAACGGAGGUCAUUUUUUACUGUUGAGUUUUGUUUUUCCGUUUGCUUGCGACUGUAGCUAUCUAUCUAUAAUAUACAUACAUAGAGCAAUGUGAUAAUUCAAACUCUCUUACUUGCAAAACUUAUGUCAUGUUGGAAUCUUCUA